AUGAAUGUUGCCGUGGAAUUGCCACCUUCUUCCGAAGACAAGACCAUAAUUCACGCUCUCAACAUUCCUCCUACCAAGUUCAUCAAGAUACCGCGCCUACCUACCUCGAUACCCCGUAAGCCGACGAUGGGCUUCAUACCACCACACAUGCUCAAGGCCAAAGCCGCAAGCCAGGACGUCUCUGCUGAAGAGCGGGAGGCGUCGCGGAGGACGAUGCAGUUGGAUGAUGCUAGGCAGGCGCAGAGGAAGGACGUGGAGAAGGGGAAGACGAGUGGUGGUGGAAGUUCGACGGAGGUGAAUGGCGAGCAGAAGAAGGGUGGGGAGGGGGAGAAGAAGUGA
This is a messenger RNA of Colletotrichum fioriniae, 339 nucleotides long. NCBI's taxonomy places the organism in Eukaryota, Fungi, Ascomycota, Sordariomycetes, Glomerellales, Glomerellaceae. The record is from RefSeq and is a predicted model, not a curated record.